AUGACUAAAAUCACGCUGUCUAUAUUAAUUGCAUUUGCUUAUGGAGUGACUCAAUCAUUAGCUGCUACAUCACCUUCGAUUCAGCUUCAGAUUGGCAGUAGUCCAAGUGGAUGUGCUGAUAUUGCUGCAUGCAAUUAUGGUUGCGCUAGAUUUUCUUCGGACAGCGUAAAGCAUGCUUUGACUCCCAUUUGCACAUCGGACGAAAUGUCUGACGACUAUCCUCAACAUAUCACAAUUAGAGGAUCCACAGUCACGCCGUACAUUGUCGACGAAGAUACAUCCGAUGAAUACGUUUGUAAGAAAACUUCAGGCAAAGGUCGCAACUAUGUCUGUACUCUGGAUACGGCUGAUACAUCCUCCAGCUCUAAACCCUCCAAAGGUAGUCCAAAUUCAAGUGCUAGCUCCAGUGCUAUUGCAAGUAAAAGUUCAAGUGCAACUGAAAUGUCUAGUUCUGGGUCUCCUAUCGUUUUCAGAGAUGUCAAAGGUGUUGGUAAGGCAGUUCAGUGUAGUUUUUUCCCUCUUAUUGCUGGAAAAGGUACCAGAAAAGGUAAUGUCAAUGAUUGCUGUUUGAGCAGUAUUGACUGUAGCGGAUUAUGUUUCCAUGGUGCAUGUGCUGAUGUAUCGGUCCUUGAGGGUUCCUUAUCUUCUCCUUCUUCUCCUUCUUCUCCCUCUUCACCCUCAUCUCCUUCUGCAGCUUCCGGCUCUUCUCCACCCAAGUCAAGCCCUAUUCAAGCUGCGGCGCAGAGUAACUGUGCAUAUAAUCCUACCAUCUUUAGACAACAUCAAGGUCAAGGAAACUUGGACGAUUGCUGCUGGACUAACGAUGAUUGUCACGGAGCUUGUAUUGAAGGCGCAUGUAAUAGCGAAAAUAACGUACCAGUACCGGUUUGUAGUGGAAAUGCACAUAAAGGAAAAGGACUCGGACAAGGAAGAAAAGGAGCUUGUUGUAUUUCUCAAGCCGAUUGUCAAGAAAAUUGUAUCUAUAAUACAUGCACUGCUCCAUUAAAUUAUUAA
Molecule: messenger RNA, 1014 nt
Organism: Mucor mucedo
Lineage: Eukaryota; Fungi; Mucoromycota; Mucoromycetes; Mucorales; Mucoraceae
Exons: 1
Coding region: 1-1014 (337 amino acids)
Source: RefSeq, a predicted model, not a curated record